AUGAUCUUAGGAGAAAAUGUUAAUGAAUAUAGUACAGAGGCUCUUCCUCAACUAGAAAUUCAACUGAAAAAUAUUCCUGAGGUUCUACAAUAUUCGGUAAAAAGUUUUGAACUGAGAGGAGUCUGCAGCUAUCGUCGUGGACUCAGUCGACUUAGAUCAUCAAUAGGUCACUAUUAUGCGUUAUGUAAACGUGGACCCCACAACUGGGAAAUCUACGACGAUCUACUAAAAAAAACCAAACCUUUAGGUAUACUUGACAAUGUACCUAUGUCAUAUACAUUAGUUAUUUUAUUUUUAUUUAUUCUUCAAGAAGAUAAUGGCCCCACUGAACAUGUUCGUGUUAUGAACUUGAAAAAAAAAUCCGAGAUUUCAAUAUUGGGGGGGCUGGUGAAACGGACCUCUAUUAAACAACUAAUCAAUGACACAGAUACAAAAAUAACGAUUGAAGCAGCAAAACGUGAAAAAGACAUCCAAUUGGUGAAGACAGCAAGUCAAGACAACACUAGUACGAGAAUUAGCAAUAUUGAACUAACAAUGCCGACUUUCAGUGGCGAAACGAACGAGCACCCAAAACAAUUCCUGAAAAACCUGAACUCGUACUUGUUGCACAAACACAUCACCCAGGCUGAUCGAAUGAUUACAAUUGAAAAUUGCAUGAGAGGAAAAGCUGAAAAUUGGUUUACCAUGAUAAAAGAUGUGGCACCAAACGAAGAUAUAUUUAAGGCACUUUUUCUGAAACAUUUUUUCUCUGAGGACCGUCAAUGGGACAUCUUUAUAAAGUGCAAGGAAGCAGGGAAAAAACCAAUAAACAGUAACUUCCAGGAACAUUUUCAUUAUUGGAUGACAGAGCUGAAGUUCCUGGACUCUCCAAAAAUGGAUGAAACACGGGCUAUUAACCUAAUAACGAAACAUUUCCCUAUAGCCAUUCAGGUGUACAUACAGACAGCGCAAGAAAAAAAAUUCCUCAUCAUAUGGGAAAAAUUGGGCGAAUUAGAAAAUAGUUACAACAAACAGAAUAGCUUCGUUCAGCAUGUGAUAACUAAUAAACAACCAUUUACUAGUCGGUAUGGUCGUACAUACGACAACCAAACACAGCCGUUUACUAGUCGACACGGUGACACGAAUAGUGCUCAGCCGCAACAAGUCACAGGCCGAUAUGCACAAGCAAAAUCUACACAACAAAAUAAUGCUCAACAACCAGGUUCACGACAACUAAUGGGUGAGACAAGUGGACAGACACAGUUUGUGUCAAAGAUAGGUACAAAAACAAUCAGAUGUCUUGUAUCACGCGAUGACACGAAUAACGAGUCAGCCAUUGAAGAGGGAGAUGUAGAUAUCGAUGACGAUAAAAAAAACAUAUACGGGGAGGCUAUGGUGACGGAAGACCAAUAG
Messenger RNA from Metopolophium dirhodum (rose-grain aphid), 1392 nucleotides. RefSeq lists its product as uncharacterized. The coding region runs from base 1 to 1392 and encodes 463 amino acids. Lineage: Eukaryota; Metazoa; Arthropoda; Insecta; Hemiptera; Aphididae. The record is from RefSeq and is a predicted model, not a curated record. The transcript has 3 exons.